Trichoplax adhaerens is the source of this 393-nucleotide messenger RNA. RefSeq lists its product as uncharacterized. Lineage: Eukaryota; Metazoa; Placozoa; Uniplacotomia; Trichoplacea; Trichoplacidae. The transcript has a single exon. The record is from RefSeq and is a predicted model, not a curated record. The coding region runs from base 1 to 393 and encodes 130 amino acids.
AUGCCUACAUCAAAUCACGAUAAAUACGCCGCAAUCCCUCCUGAAAAACCAAGUCAAGUCUUUUGGGAGAAACGAUUGCAAGGUAUUAAAUCAGCUGAUGCCAAUAGUCUAUUUAAUCUUUCGCAAGCUAUGAAAAAGUACGGCCCUAAUUAUGAUGAUUUAGCCAUUAUUCAAGGCAUGACAGCCUUAUUAUAUCAUAAUAAAGCACCCGUUAUAGGCCAAAUUAAUCAUCUACAACUAUUACAAGCAGAUCCUCAUGUCUGGAGAGAUUCAAAUCAACCAUUAUGCCCCAAAAUUGUUAUCUCAGAAGGUGAUAUUAAAGGGCAAGAAGAUCGUGUAGCACGAACUAGGAAGAAAUUAGCUGAGAUUCUCGCUCAAUGUAAAGAAGGUUGA